CUUAUAUAUAAAUAUACUUGGUGGUUUUCGAAAACAAGAAUAAUUCAGCAUAGGGGAAACAUGUAUCUCUCAUUUAUUUUCAUAUCUUUUAUAAUUGCGAGUUCCGCCGAGUACUCGAGAUGGCGAUAUUGGAGAAGAGCGAAAACAAUGGAUAUUUAUGUUAGUCCGUGUGGUUCUGACAAAAAUGAAGGAACGAGUAGCGGGUCCCCUAUGAAGACAAUAGAACAUGCGCUGUCAUUAAUAAAUACUGAUAGUUACAAAGGAAACGAUAUUGUAAUAGAAUUGAUGUGUGGAACUUGUGGACCUACAUGUUACUUUGAUCUAAAGUCUACUUUAGUCAUUACAAACAAGGAGUCCCGAAAACUAACCAUCCGAACAAAUAAAACAGAUAAAGUUCGAGUGACAGGAGGGCAACGGAUACCUUGGAACAAGUUUAAACCAGUUAAAUACCAUAAGAAAAUACCACCCGCUGCACUUAAAGUGGUAAGUGGAAAAGUGUUAACUAGUUACCAGCCAUGA
Messenger RNA from Mytilus trossulus (common blue mussel), 519 nucleotides. RefSeq lists its product as uncharacterized. Lineage: Eukaryota; Metazoa; Mollusca; Bivalvia; Mytilida; Mytilidae. The record is from RefSeq and is a predicted model, not a curated record. The transcript is spliced from 4 exons. The coding region runs from base 61 to 519 and encodes 152 amino acids.